CGGUCCGGUCACAUGAGCCGCGUUCAUGUGACCGUUCACGUGUUUUCCAGUCACCAUAAAGGAGGGGGCUGCCGCUCAGGGUGAGUCCGGCUCUGUCUGCGGGACCUGCUGCCGAUCAACACGCCGAGUCCACCCGACCGAUCACUAACCCACCGCAGCCAAAAUGUGGCGUGCAGCGCUCUCGCUAUUGGCUGCCAGCUUGGCGUUGAGCCUGGCCAGGCCUCAGCUCCGGCCUCUGUCCAGUGAAAUGAUCGACCACAUCAACAAGCUGAACACAACCUGGAAGGCUGGUCACAAUUUCAAAAACGCUGACUACAGCUAUGUCAAAAAGCUCUGCGGGACAUGGCUGAAGGGACCAAAACUGCCUAUCAUGGUUCAGUACGCUGGAAACGUUAAGCUCCCUGAUGAGUUUGACCCCAGAGACCAGUGGCCCAACUGCCCCACACUGAAGGAGAUCAGAGAUCAGGGCUCCUGUGGCUCCUGCUGGGCUUUCGGUGCCACAGAGGCCAUGUCUGACCGUAUAUGUAUCCACAGUAACGGUAAGGUCAGUGUGGACAUCUCUGCCCAGGAUCUGCUGACCUGCUGUGACGAGUGUGGCAUGGGCUGUAAUGGCGGAUACCCGACAGCUGCCUGGGACUUCUGGACCAAGGAGGGCCUUGUCUCUGGAGGCCUGUAUGACUCCCAUAUUGGCUGCCGGCCCUACACCAUCGCCCCCUGUGAGCACCAUGUGAACGGCAGCAGGCCUCCGUGCACUGGGGAAGGCGGCGACACACCGGAGUGUGUCCAUUCAUGCGAGUCUGGUUACACCCCAGGCUACACAGCCGACAAGCACUACGGUAAAACAGCUUACAACGUUCUGUCCGAGGAGAGGGAAAUUCAGCUUGAGCUCUACAAGAACGGCCCAGCAGAAGGAGCGUUUACAGUCUACGAGGACUUUUUGCUCUAUAAGAGCGGCGUUUACCAGCACGUUUCUGGCUCCGCUCUGGGUGGACAUGCCAUCAAGGUAAUGGGCUGGGGCGUGGAGGACGGCGUCCCCUACUGGCUCUGCGCCAACUCCUGGAACACUGACUGGGGUGAUAAUGGAUUCUUUAAAAUCCUCCGUGGAUCGGAUCACUGCGGCAUCGAGUCUGAGAUUGUAGCAGGGAUUCCCAAGUAAAACCUGAGGCUUGAGCUGCAGCGUCACAUCGACAGUAGAGGGCGACACACUCCUCUUUCUUGAAACAGAACAACAUUGACAACAUUUAAAUCCCACUCUUACUGCUUCUAUUUGUUGUUGAAGCUCACUGAUCACUUUGCACAAAUGUCAUAAGGUUUUCUGUUCGUAUGAAAACAUCACACAGCCUUCACUUGGUAGAGCCUCACCUGCAGAUGGGAAACGACAGCAACAACGUGCCUGUAAACGAAACCUCACUGAUAAUCUGGUAGAUUCUAUGUAAACCGUUGCUGAUCUUCCUUUUUUUUUUCAUUUCGAACAUUGUUUUUAUUAGAGUUGUACAGGAAGAAAACACGUAAUAAAAUGCACUUUCAUUUUAUUUUACCUGACUUGUUCUUAAGCAGAUUUUUAGAUAAGUGAUCAGAUUUGGCCCCACACCACUUUUGUUUGCCCCUGUGGAAAUAGUGUGGAAUCUCAGAGUAAUGCAAAUAUAAAUGUCCGCCUAACUGACUGAGUAAGGUCUGUGUGAAUGUUUCCAGCUUGUGGUGAUUUCAGCUUUCAUAUUGAUUUUUUUAGGGUUUUUAUUUUAGAUGUAGUAAAACAUCAGAUGAUGCAUUUGUCAGUAUUUGAAACAGAGUGUUUUGUCUGCCUAUAUUUGCCCUUUUUUGGCAAGAAUCUGUUCUGUUUUGAAAUAAACUGAUGAAUUGUUCCCUAUUAUGGGAUCUCAUUCAA
Messenger RNA from Salarias fasciatus (jewelled blenny), 1885 nucleotides. It is a transcript of the gene ctsba, whose product is annotated as cathepsin Ba. The record is from RefSeq and is a predicted model, not a curated record. NCBI's taxonomy places the organism in Eukaryota, Metazoa, Chordata, Actinopteri, Blenniiformes, Blenniidae. Gene Ontology annotation, molecular function: cysteine-type endopeptidase activity. Gene Ontology annotation, biological process: regulation of catalytic activity; proteolysis. Bases 164 to 1156 code for a protein of 330 amino acids. The transcript has 11 exons.